AUGUCUCACCAGAGCAAAAGCAGCACACCAAGGUUUUUAACACAAACAGCGCCCCUCUCUCUUGGUACUGUAACUGGGCCCCACGAACAGCAGGCUUGGCAACUACUUUCUCUUCUAUUUGACGGCGACGACCGGCCUUCUGUGGCCCGAGAAGAGUUUGACCAGUAUAGAGCUCGGUGUCGCAAAGAGAAGCUGUCUGAAUUUUGGAAAUCGCUUGUAUAUGAAGAUGCACAAAGGCAUGCGAAGGAAGCACAGACGGCAGAGGAGAAAGCCAUCGCCUUCCUCAGCUGCAACUCCGUUGACGACGCCUGCCAUGCUCUCCUAAAAGGCCUCGACCUUCGCCUUUCUACUAUUGUUGCCCAGAUUGGCGGUGAUGAGGCGAUGCGUCAAGAUAUGACUUCGCAGAUUGAGGAAUGGCGGCGAAUGGAUGUACUUUCCGAGAUGGAUGAGGCUGUGCGUACGCUGUAUGAGCUGAUCGCUGGCAACUGCGCUCAGUCGGAAGGCAAAAUUGGAGGCGGUCGCGAAAACAAAGCUCUCACCUUCAAUAUCUGCAGCCACUUCAAACUUGACUGGCGCCGCGCUUUCGGCCUCCGUCUUUGGUAUGGCACAAAGGCUGAUGAACCCAUUGAGAUGGCCGUCGCCCAGUUCGCGGAUGCUCUCCAGUUUGGAAAAGAAGAUGUGAAGCCCAAGCCCUGGUUUGUUGAACAAGAGCUAGAUAUGGGAUGGGACGACCCCGAGAAGGACAACCGGGAAGACCUGCUCUGGGGGAUUCUGAAGCUCUAUGCUUCUUCAAGGCUAGAGUUGGCCGCAAAUGUUGAAGAUAUCCUAGCCCCAGAGAACGUCUCUGGUCACCCACUCAACGCCCGCCUGUCUUUCCAGCUCUUUCAGCUGUUCAAGUCUCGCCAGGAUGAUUACCGGGAAGAUACUGAGCGCAUCAUAGGCAUGCCAGCUGUCCGCAACGCCAGAGGUCAACCGUCGUCGCUCCUCUCCUCUACCGCGUCAACAACGGACAGGGACGACCAGGCAGACGACCCGCUCAUUGAGCUUGGCGACAAACUCACUAUCACCUAUGCAGCGUCCUUGCAUACCCCGGAACACUGGACGACGGCCGUCUGGGUCUACGCUCACCUGUCCAGCCCGGCUAUGCGCUCGCAUUGCAUCCGUUCCCUUCUCACCCAAUUCUCAAACACGUACUCUCUUACCGAUACAGACCCCACCUCCAAGUACCUCUCUAGUGAACUCCUCAUCCCGCACACCUGGAUGCAUGCUGCCGCUGCCCUCCAAUCCAAGACCGAAGGCGAUGCCCUCCGCCAAGCUAUGCACCUCAUUAAGGCAGAUGAGCUAGAGGAAGCGCACGAAGUCCUGUGCCGCAGCGUCGGCCCAGACUCCGUCAUCUCACGAGACUACGACGCCCUUCGGGAGCUCAUGGGUGGGUUCUUUGGCACGCCUACUAAUAGUCCCACAUCUGAACGCGGACGCGCGGGUAAACGUCACAUCAAGGAGCCCGUGCCAGGCUGGAACCAAGGCGGCCAGAUCUACUUCGACUAUAUCGAGCUGAUUGAUCUCACGGGUCAGUGCUCGACGUACCGUGUGGACGAGGAGCUCAAUCAGCAGAUUGGAGCUUUGCUGGCCCAGUUGCAACGCGCGCUGGAAGUAGUGGCGAGGGAUAGGUGGGAGGGUAUAGGGUUGGAGGAACGGGCUGCACUGGCUGAGAUUGCAGGGACGGUAGCGAAUCUCAGUUCGAGAAAUAAGGCGAGCUCCCGCAUCCUCAAUCUGCCCCUCACGGAAGAUCUGUGGCUAAAGCAUUCGUGUGAGCUGAGUACCCAGUACUACCGCAAUGUGAUGGCGAGCGGCAAGUAGGAAUUGCUAGCGAGGAGGAAUUGUGUGGCGUGUAGUACAAGGAUGGCUAUAUGCAUAGGUAGACCGCCGAUGCUAGGGAAUAGGAUGUGGGUGAGAUGUGAGACUUGUGGGAAGACGGGAUGGAUGCCACGGUGGAGUCAAUGAACGUGAGUGAUAGGUAGAGUGGCGUGUAGGAUGCAUUGAUAGAGAAAAUGGGUAAUGGGUGGUGCUGUGGCGCGCAUGCUGGGGUGAAAAGGGG
This is a messenger RNA of Lindgomyces ingoldianus, 2098 nucleotides long. RefSeq lists its product as uncharacterized. The record is from RefSeq and is a predicted model, not a curated record. The transcript has 3 exons. Lineage: Eukaryota; Fungi; Ascomycota; Dothideomycetes; Pleosporales; Lindgomycetaceae. Bases 1 to 1860 code for a protein of 619 amino acids.